GAGCGUGCAUGCUGAGAUGGAACACGCACCAACCAAGCCUCCCAGUAGCCCAACAUUGACGCAGAGCCAUGGCCGCGCGGUUGAAGGACCUGCAUCAUGGUGCAGGUGCUUUCGGGGCCCGCCUGCGCUGGCGAGCAGCUUCUCAGCUUCGAGCACUACCGAGGCUCUGCUCGCCGCGAGGCCUUCUACUCGCGCAUGCUUUGGGCCAUCGAUCUGAUUCGAGGUUUCCACCAGCGGAUCCUCAGCAUGGCCGGCGAAGUCACCGGCGCCGCGAGUAGCGUCUUCUACUUGCCGUCCUUCUUUGGUUUGCUAAUCGCGCUGCAAGACGAGGAGAGCCUGCGCUGCCUCAUCCAGGCCUCCGCGACGAUCACCCAGAGCAGCCUCUACUGGCGAAAUUUGGGCUAUGACCACUUCUAUGUGCACGGCAUGGAGUACCCAGUGGUCACAGACUUUGACUUCGCGUGGGGUAAGCCCCAAGCCCGCGACGAGGCCAAGCUUUGGAUCGUGCAGGCCUUCUAUGCCAGCACGCGGAACAUGGCCAUCCUCACUACAGGAGAGCUCAGCCACGGAUUGGUCUCCACCCUUGCGGCGAACCUUUACACCAUGAGGCGCGUGGUAAACAUCCCCUUCAUGCUGCGCGAUGGCGUGGAGGAGCUGGAGGAGAGGCGCAGGUUCCGCCUGAGCUUUGCCGGCUCUGUGCAGGCUCACAACUUUGAGCGCGUGCUCUUCUUAAGG
Molecule: messenger RNA, 735 nt
Organism: Effrenium voratum
Lineage: Eukaryota; Dinophyceae; Suessiales; Symbiodiniaceae
Source: the annotation of a GenBank genome assembly